This is a messenger RNA of Aspergillus welwitschiae, 1245 nucleotides long. RefSeq lists its product as uncharacterized. Gene Ontology annotation, cellular component: cytoplasm. Gene Ontology annotation, molecular function: phosphatase activity. The record is from RefSeq and is a predicted model, not a curated record. Bases 187 to 1017 code for a protein of 276 amino acids. NCBI's taxonomy places the organism in Eukaryota, Fungi, Ascomycota, Eurotiomycetes, Eurotiales, Aspergillaceae. The transcript is spliced from 4 exons.
AGAAUACUAUCGUGCACGGAGUCCCAUUCCUUCUACGCUAAAGGACUGCAGCUUGCACCCUGUCCAUCACCGAGCCCCGCUACCCCACGUUUGUGCUCCAUUCUUCCCUCCUUCGACUCCUCCGGCCCUUUUGCUCUUCUUCCUGCUAACUUGCCUCCCUCAUUAACAGUCAUAGUAGACAACACAAUGCCUCCCAUUAUCCACUGCGUCCGUCACGCCCAGGGCGUGCACAACCUCUGCGUCGCCAACCACGUCGUCCCAGACCCCCUUCUCACCGAUCUCGGCAACGAACAAUGUCGUAAACUCCGCGAUACUUUCCCUCGCCACGCUCAGGUCGACCUCGUCACGGCCUCCCCACUCCGUCGCACCAUCUACACAGCCUUGCAGAGCUUCGAGCCCGUGUUCCAGUCACACCCAGACAUGAAGCUGAUCGCUCUUCCGGAUGCUCAGGAGACGAGUGACGUGGCUUGCGACACAGGAAGUGAUCCGGAGGUGCUACGCAAGGAGAUGGAGGAAAAGAACGUCCCGAUUGAUUUGGGAUUGGUGCAUGAUGGGUGGAACAAUAAGCAAGGCAAAUACGCACCUACUCACAAGGCCAUCAAGGAGCGGGCGCGGGCAGCUCGCCGCUGGCUGAAGGCGAGACCGGAGAAGGAGAUUGUCAUUGUCACCCACGGAGGUUUCCUGCAUUACUUCACGGAGGACUGGGAGGAUAGUAGCCAGUACCAGGGAACCGGAUGGGUCAACACCGAGUACCGGACGUAUGAAUUUACAAAGGAAGUUCACACAGAUGACCUCGAGGGAUACGAGCUGGACGGGGACAAUGCAACUCUGGUGGAGACCAUUGAAUCGCGCGAGCGACGUGGGAAGUCUGGGCCUAUGCCGGACCGCGAGCAGCAGAAGAUGCUGUACGAGAAAGGUACCCAGGGAUGGGACGACCAAGGCUUGCAGCUGAGUAUUGCAGAGCGGGAGGCGGCCAAGGUGCCGGAGGGUACAGAGGUGGAUGGUGUUCGAGUAUAGAUUCCCUUGUUGUCAGUUUCUUUGUAGAGUAUAGAGCAUGAUGUGGAAGAUGCCGGUAUACAGGUUUAGAUCAAAGAUCUGAUGCAUUGGAUUAUGAAUUUAACACAUUGCUCUUUGUCUUGCUCUUGUUUUACCCACAAUGAUUGUUGUCUGAAGCUGCACAAUGAAGUGCAUAGGUACCUGACUGUUAGUAUAGCUGGUCGAUCUAUAAAAAUGGCCACCGCAUAG